CCUCCUCUCUGGCAGAGGGCAGAGCUGCCAGGCGCAGUGCUCAGCAUGCCCGCCCCAGUGCAGGCUCCUCAGUUGCUGCUGCUGCUGUUCACCCUGCUGCCGGCCACAGGCUCAGACCCCGUAUUCUGCUUCACCCAGUAUGAGGAAGCCUCAGGCAAGUGCACGGGCCUCCUGGGGGGAGGCGUCAGUGUGAAAGAUUGCUGCCUCAACCCUACCUUCGCCUUCCAGAAGCCUGGCAGCAAUUUGUGCCAAGCGUGCAGGCUCCCACAAUGGUCAUCGUGGUCUGCGUGGGCCCCCUGCUCGGUGACCUGCACUCAGGGAUCCCAGUUACGGCACCGGCGCUGCAUAGGCUGGGGGGGGCAGUGCUCCGAGAAGGUGGAGCCCGGGACCCUCGAGUGGCAGCUGCAGGCCUGUGAGAACCAGCCUUGCUGUCCUGAGAUGGGUGGCUGGUCCAGCUGGGGGCCCUGGAUGCCUUGCUCUGUCACCUGUUCCAAAGGGACCCGAACCCGUCAGCGAACAUGUGAUCACCCCACCCCCAAGUGUGGGGGCCACUGCCCAGGAAAGUCACAGGAGUCAGAACCCUGCGACACAGAGCAGGUCUGCCCUAUACACGGGGCCUGGGCUGCCUGGGGCCCCUGGGGCCCCUGCUCAGGUUCCUGCCACGGUGGACCCAGACAACCUGUGCAGAGACGAAGCCGCACGUGUUCUGCACCUGAGCCCUCCAAGGAGCCUCCUGGAAAGCCCUGCCCAGGGCCAGAAAAUGAACAGCAGGCGUGCCCCGGCUUGCCACCCUGCCCAGUGGCUGGUGGCUGGGGACCAUGGAGCCCUGUGAGCCCCUGCCCUGUGACCUGUGGCCUGGGCCAGAUCCUGGAAAAACGGACAUGUGAUCAUCCUGAGCCCCAACACGGGGGCCCCUUCUGUGCUGGUGAUGCCGUCCGGACCCUCAUCUGCAACACGGCUGAGCCCUGCCCUGUGAAUGGGGAGUGGGGGCCCUGGGGACAGUGGAGCACCUGCACCCGUCGGAACAUAAAAACCAUCAGCUGUGAGGCAAUCCCGGGCCAGCAGACACGCUCUCGGAGCUGCAAAGGCCGCAAGUUUGACGGACAGCGGUGUGUCGGGGAACAACAAGACAUCCGUCACUGCUAUAAUAUCCAGCGCUGCCCCUGGAAAGGCUCGUGGUCAGAGUGGAGUACCUGGGGGCUGUGCAUGCCCCCCUGUAAACCCAACCCCGUACAAACCCGCCAGCGCCUCUGCACGGCCCCACUCCCCAAGUUCCCGCCCACCAUUACCGUGGUCGAAGGUCAGGGUGAGAAGAAUGUGACCUUCUGGGGGAGACCAUCAACACUGUGUGAGGCGCUGCAGGGUCAGAGGGCGCUGGUGGAGGAGAAACGGCCAUGUCUACACGUGCCUGAAUGCAUAGACCCUGAGGAUGAGACGCUCUAACACCUCUCUCUCCCACUCUGACCGCCCCCCACCCGACCUCCCAAAUUUCAAUAAAUAGGUCUCUUUCCGUCUUC
This is a messenger RNA of Suricata suricatta (meerkat), 1517 nucleotides long. RefSeq names its product complement factor properdin (gene CFP). The record is from RefSeq and is a predicted model, not a curated record. NCBI's taxonomy places the organism in Eukaryota, Metazoa, Chordata, Mammalia, Carnivora, Herpestidae. Bases 46 to 1443 code for a protein of 465 amino acids. The transcript has 9 exons.